Diversispora eburnea is the source of this 235-nucleotide messenger RNA. The record is from the annotation of a GenBank genome assembly. NCBI's taxonomy places the organism in Eukaryota, Fungi, Glomeromycota, Glomeromycetes, Diversisporales, Diversisporaceae.
AACAACUGCAACAGAUUUUGCAGUUCGUAUUUUUGAUUCAUGCUAUUUGAAAUUAUCUUUAUCAAAUCGUGAUAUUCAAAAAUAUAGUUCUGAUAUUCCACAAUUAUUAAAUCCAUCUAUAGAACUUCUGCAAGAAUGGUUUUUAUAUUGUAAUUUUGAAUUAAUUGAAGUUGAUCAUUCAAAUUUUCAAAUUUUUUGGAAAAAAAUGGCAUCUACUUUUCCUCUUUUGAGUUAG